UGAGCGGUGGCUCUUUAUGACAGGGAACAAAGAGUUCAGUCGUCAGUUCAGUGGUGCAGCGAGAGAAAAAUACCUGUCAAAUCCGACAUUUUCAUUUUCACUUACAUAAUUUGAUCGCAGUAACUACGAGUAAAAUCAUACAACAAUGUUGCGUACCGCCGCCGGUCAAAUAUCGAAAUUAAUUCGACCACAAUUGGUUCAAGCCCGUGCUAUUGCUACAACACCAAAGCGAUUCGGUCACGGUGAGCCUGACAUUCAUUCCGACGCUUUCGAUACUAGAUACGAACAGUUCUUCAACAAGCCCGAUAUCGAUGGAUGGUUGAUUCGUAAAGGAAUGAAUGAUUUGUUGGGCAUGGACUUGGUUCCAGAUCCAAAGAUUGUUGUCGCUGCAUUGAAGGCUUGCCGUCGUGUUAACGAUUACGCUUUGGCUAUCAGAUGGUUGGAAGGCGUUCGAGAUAAGUGUGGCGACAAGAAAGCUGAAAUUUAUCCAUGGCUAUUGCAAGAAAUUCAACCAACUUUGAAGGAGUUGGGAGUCUUGACCCCUGAAGAGAUGGGUUACGGAGAGCCCGAGUUGGCAUUGAAAUCAGUCUUUGAUCGCUCUUAAAAUAAAUUUUUGACAUGUUACAGUCAUGUGUGUCAAUAAAUUAAUUAUAUAAUUAGAGAA
Messenger RNA from Bradysia coprophila, 664 nucleotides. RefSeq names its product cytochrome c oxidase subunit 5A, mitochondrial-like. Gene Ontology annotation, cellular component: respiratory chain complex IV; mitochondrial inner membrane. The record is from RefSeq and is a predicted model, not a curated record. Gene Ontology annotation, biological process: mitochondrial electron transport, cytochrome c to oxygen. Lineage: Eukaryota; Metazoa; Arthropoda; Insecta; Diptera; Sciaridae.